AUGGUUACGAAAGGAAAAUGGCCACUUGUAACAAUGGUGGUCAUAGUGUGCUGUGGUGUGUGUGGACUUUACGUACAAGCCGGGCCACUUCCGGAGGAACAAACAACCGAUAGUGGUGCGUCCACAGCCUCCGCAGAGGAGGAAGAUAAAGGCUAUCCACUCAACUCGCUGUACAGUCCGAUCGAGUAUGGCGCCACCGUUGACAGUGAUGAGACGGCUCUUAUGGCCACCAAUAGCUCACAAAACGGCACCAAGGAACUAUACGUGAUUAAAGCGGUUGUUUAUGAGAUUGGAAUACUUGCCGAUGUUCCGGAAAAUGAAACGCUCGAGGGUGAUGAACCAAUCACCCACCAGCAGGUCGAUCUAUCCUUUUUCAGCCACGGUGGUAACGAUACGCAUCUCAACCUAGGCGACAUUCCCGUCCCAAUACAAACCAGUGUCCAGGGACAGGUGUUUACGGGCAUUGCCCCGGUACACGUCGGUACCGUACCGACCAAUCUGAGUGAUCUACUAUCCGCGCUUCCGAUUGCCGGUACGGUGGUAAACAUUUCGCAAACGAACAGCUCGUACGUGGAGGUACACAAGCACAACAUUAGCGAUGCGGCCUUGCUGUUGGGCAGCCAGCAGCAGGACCUAACCAGUUUACCGUUCGGCACAUCGGUCAGUGAACCGCUCGUACCGGCCAGUGUGGAUGAGACGGUGAUUGGGCUGACGACUAAAACGAAACAACUGCCGGAACCGAGUGCGGAAGGGAAGGAGAAGAACCAUGAGUAG
Molecule: messenger RNA, 774 nt
Organism: Anopheles maculipalpis
Lineage: Eukaryota; Metazoa; Arthropoda; Insecta; Diptera; Culicidae
Exons: 3
Coding region: 1-774 (257 amino acids)
Source: RefSeq, a predicted model, not a curated record